CAAGCGUAGCUUAACCUGAGAUUCGCGGGAAGUUUAAAAUAACGGGGUCAUGUGACCAGAUUUAUCGCUGCAAACGAGCGUCGAGCGACUGCAUGAGGCCGCACCUUAAGCACAUCUGACUUACAUUGUAUGGUAACACUGACAAUAAAAAAAACAUGUAUGUUGUGAUUUCUGGUUGCUAUGGUAACUGCGUCUGACAGGCAACAAACACUAAAUUACUGACUGAAUCAAUUAUUGAUUUUAAUUAUGAUAAUAUGUGAUCGCUACCAAGAUUUGCAAAAUAAUCUGCAAUAAUAUGUGAUUUAAUAAGAAUCCAACUAAAUAAGAUUCUUCAUGGCAGAAUUGCAUAUCUUAGGACAAAUAAGGUUCGCUUCUGAAUUUCAAGAGACAUCUUCGCUAUUUUGCCGCUAUUCCUUUCAAUCCGGUCCAAACUGGACAGUUGUGUCUGGUUGGCCAGAGGGGCAGACGGUUUCAGGUAAAGUAGAUAACGAUAAAUCGGUUGUCUGGGCUCAUCCAUUGGAUAUUCAUUAUGUAACCAAAGGAGUCCAAGGUUGGCCUAAAAUAAUUUUUCAAGUGAGCUGCCUUGAUUCUAUUGGGAGGUCUUGGAUAGUAGGGUAUGGCUGUUGCAGCUUGCCAGCUGUGCCGGGACCUCACAUUAUUAAUGUAAAUUGUUGGGUUCCAACUCCAACUACAUUAACAGAUAGGAUCCGACAAUAUUUUCUGGGUGGUUCUCAUCAACUUAUUCAAAGUGAUGUGGUUAAUUUAGGUUUAAAUCGAUUUAAAUUAAAAACUAAAUCAAAGGGCUCUAUUCAAUUACAAGUAACUUUACUGCUAAGGAAUUUUAGUCAGUUUGGUGUAGAGUAUAAAUGAAAACAUGAAUGU
Messenger RNA from Trichoplusia ni (cabbage looper), 882 nucleotides. It is a transcript of the gene B9d2, whose product is annotated as B9 domain-containing protein 2. The record is from RefSeq and is a predicted model, not a curated record. The transcript has 4 exons. Gene Ontology annotation, biological process: cilium assembly. NCBI's taxonomy places the organism in Eukaryota, Metazoa, Arthropoda, Insecta, Lepidoptera, Noctuidae. Gene Ontology annotation, cellular component: MKS complex. The coding region runs from base 334 to 870 and encodes 178 amino acids.